This is a messenger RNA of Zootermopsis nevadensis, 807 nucleotides long. NCBI's taxonomy places the organism in Eukaryota, Metazoa, Arthropoda, Insecta, Blattodea, Termopsidae. The record is from RefSeq and is a predicted model, not a curated record.
AGGUGGAGUCUGUUUCGAAAUGUUGCUUCAAGCGUUUUCUGUAAUUCUUGGCGUAGUGAGUGUUCUUGGUGCACCUCCAAGCAUUCUCACGGCAAGUGAAAGGGUUGUUAAUGGAACAGACGCUGAUGCUGGCCAAUUUCCUUUCAUAGCUUCUCUACAGUACCGUGGGCGUCACAGCUGUGGAUCUUCCAUUGUAAAUAAAUGCUACGUUGUCACAGCUUCUCACUGCGUUGAUGGAACAACACCGGAGGACAUCUCAGUGCUUGUUGGAACUGUUACCCUGAACGAAGGAGGAGUCACACACGCUGCAGAGGCCAUCAAAAUGCAUGCCGGGUACAAUCCGAAUAACAUGUACAAAGAUGACAUUGCUCUUGUUAAGGUAAGAAGGUUCCGAGUAACCGGCGGUUCUGUCAUGCAACACCUGCAGAAAGUAAAUAUAACAGUGUACAGUGACGCCGACUGCCAGUCCGUUCACGACAACACUGUUCACGACACCAACAUCUGCGCAGGAGUUCCCGAGGGAGGCAAAGGUCAAUGCAGUGGCGAUUCUGGUGGUCCACUUAUUGCCAACGGUCACCAGGUCGGCAUCGUUUCCUGGUCCGUGAAACCUUGCACCGUCGCUCCUUAUCCCGGAGUGUACACGGAGAUAGCCCACUACGUGGACUGGAUCAGAGAAAACACCGAUGAUGCAUGUUAAGACAACGUAACAAAACAAACGAUCAGCAGUUACCCAGAACUCUUCCCUCUUCACCUUCCCGAAAGCUGUAUCGAAUGUCACAAUAAAUAAUAGACUUAUGUCAACUUAAA